AUGCCGGGUGAGCGAUUAGCCCGGAGUAGAUUCCCAACAAAGGAACGCGCGUGCUGGGUUGGGCGCUUCGAGAGUUUCAUCUUGUCUUCAUCUGGUCGUCAUCUUAUCAUCGGCCCGACCCGGGGCAACUUCCCCGAUGGCAAGACGCCCAGCGACAAGUCCCAGGAAGGUAAUGUGCGGCGAACAACCCUUCAAAACCGCUGUGUGGGUCACUCAAACCCAGCUUCUCCAGACUACCCCGCAAAUGAGCGUGAAGUAUGGGGGUUGGCUGUUGUAGAUGACGAUGGCUCGUGGAUCAGCCGCGUUGGAGUAUAA
Penicillium macrosclerotiorum is the source of this 315-nucleotide messenger RNA. RefSeq lists its product as uncharacterized. Lineage: Eukaryota; Fungi; Ascomycota; Eurotiomycetes; Eurotiales; Aspergillaceae. The record is from RefSeq and is a predicted model, not a curated record. The transcript has a single exon. The coding region runs from base 1 to 315 and encodes 104 amino acids.